Molecule: messenger RNA, 8561 nt
Organism: Acanthaster planci (crown-of-thorns starfish)
Lineage: Eukaryota; Metazoa; Echinodermata; Asteroidea; Valvatida; Acanthasteridae
Biological process (GO): lipid transport
Molecular function (GO): lipid carrier activity; protein binding
Source: RefSeq, a predicted model, not a curated record
CCAGUAUGCAGCUACCCAGUACCCUAGCCUCCCAGGCCCACUGUGCCAUCCUCAACACUUGCUAUGGUGUGCAGUGCUGCCUGGAUGUGAACCUUGGACCUUUGAAUCAUGUACUCAGUGCAUCUAUGGUGAUAGAUCCAUGCCUGGGCCAGUUGACUUUACAGUUUGAUAACUGGCAGCACAAUAAAUCUCUAUCCCAUCUUGACUUUGACGCCAGUCAGGAGGUUGCAAUUGGCAACUUUGCCAUGCUCAGGUACACACUGGUGCUGAUGGAUAGUGAUUUGUCAGUCACUCUGUCUGUUGAUAUAUGCAUCGAUGGACAUUGCACUGGAGAACUCAGGAUUUUAGAUGAUGCAGUAUCCCCACUGCCUGUGUGCUACCCUAAUGGAACCAUCUCUUGGAAUACUCUGCCAGGAAUAACAUCCAUGUCUCGGCUGGGAGGACUGGAUGCUGGAUUGGAGGCUGUGGCUAUGGCUCUCGGCUUACCAUCUCGUCUAGUCUCAGCCUCACCUUGCCCUCGUAUGUUCCGACCAAGACAGUCCGGAGCAUGUCCACACCUCCCCUCUCUACCCAACCUUCCGUCAGGGGGUAUAUGUCACUAUGCAGAUGCCUGCCUAGGGGUGAAGUGCUGUCUGGCAGAAGAUCUCGGCAUCAUCAGUCGCGCCCUGAGGGUGUGGCUGACUGUAGAUCCCUGUGACUUCAAACUGAGUGUUGGGUUUGAGAACUGGAGUUACAAUAUCACUCUUUUGAGUUACCAGUGGGGCAAAGUGAUGCAGGAAAGACUGAGUGAUGCUGUCUCCCUUUCCUUCACCAUCGAUAAGACGACUGACAACCGUAACUUCUUCCUGUCCCUCUCCAUCCAACUCUGUAUCGCUGGAGUCUGUGCUCCAGACAUUGUCAUUCUCCAAGACUUUAUGACACCCAUACCAUUCUGCAAUCGGAAUGGGACGUUGGAGUGGGCUCAAGAUAUGGGUAAUGCUUUAUGGUAUGAUGUGCAGCGCCCUCACAGCACUGUCUAUGAUGUGCAUCUGGACAUCAGCUUGUGCUGGCAGGGUGUGUGUGAGAACCCCAUCGUUAUUCUUCAGGAUGUGAUGUUUUCAACGUCCGGUUGUGAUGGGGGCAGCAGCUCUAGGAGAAAGAGACGAAGUGUGGAGGACCUUGAAUUUGCUGAGAGCAUGGACAGCAUGGAAGACAUGACAAUCAAUCCAAUAGACAAAGCCAGGGAUUACUUUAGGGCCCUUCUUAAGAACGGUUCCACCGUGUACUCAGCAGAGAAGAAUGCCAUGACAAUGCUUCAGCCAGAAAAAGCGGUUAAACCAAGGGUUUCUGAAUCCGGCACAGCAAGUCGUCGCUCCAUGGGGCUACUCAUCUUUGGUAAUGAAGAUGAAACUCCUGUCACAAGAAGGAGAAGGGACCUCUCUCUCUCGAAUACUUCAGAGAAGGGUCUUGAUGCUCUUGGUGGUCACAUUGCCAACAUGACCAUCGGGGAGUUGGAAGCAAUGCUGGAUCUUCAGAACAUUGACCCGGUCACUGUGGUUCAGCUGAUGAAAGACCUACGUGCUCUCUACAAGACCUUUAUGGAAGAGGCCAUCGACGUUUUCAAAAAUGGCAAGGCAGGGAACAGCUUUGAGCAGUUUGACGUUGUCCUCAGUGGAACCAUUCCCUUCCCCAAGAGACAUGCCAAUUUGUUUGAAUUGGAGUGGGCAUUACCGAUUGGUGGAUUCAUCACUUUAGUUUUCAGAAUUACAGGGGGAGGUUUCUUUGACAUGAAGAUACCAGUAUCCUUCAGUGUGAUUUCCAUGAAAGCAAAGGGCGGCAUAACACCAAUUACUGGUGCAAAUCUGAAAGGUAGUGUGUCUGUCUGUUUUAUCCUGUGUGCCGAGUUGCAACUCUCUGCUGAUGUGCUCCACACAAGCUUUCCCACUGUCGCUGAGAUACUGUUCUCAAAGUUCCCACUGGAUGUCAGAACAAAGAUGGACAUAGAAAUGAUUCCCCUGAGAAUUCGUCUGCGAGCUUUGGUUACUCUGAAAAUUCCAUUCUUUGGGAAGACGGUUCUUUUCAAGGCCAACUUAUAUCGCUGGGAAGCUCCUGCAGUUCACCAAACCAUCUUUGACUUCCACUCCAAGGAGCCUGACACAUCUCCCCCAGAGAUUGAACAGUACUCAACACCGCCGGAUGGAAUCCCAAUGAGAGUAGUGGGGAGGAAAGCUUGCAGUGUUGAACAGGUUCCAGGAUUAGACUAUACAUCACCAGCCUUCCAGCUUGAGGUGGCAGCAUUCGACGACAAGAGCCUGGUUACAUUUCACUACCAGGUUGGGACAGCACCUGGAGCCGGUGAUGUGGUCUCCAAGACGGAGUUUGGCGGACCCUCAGCUAUCAUCACACAGACUCUUCUCGGUGGGCAUCCUCUCUACUUCACUGUUUAUGCAAUGAACAACGGGGGAGGCAUCUCCACGGCAACCUGCAGCCUCCCAACCUUUGAUGUCACCCUCCCGACAGGCCGCAUCACGCCAGACUUCACCUCCACCAGCCACCCGCACGUACUGCGCGCCUCGGCAGUGGUGUUCGAUGACUCGGUCAUCUUGGUGCAAAAGGAAGGCGUCGGGUUUGGUCCUGACAUCUGGGGAGACCAGAUCGUGCCAUGGCAUACCAUUAACAUCACAAAGAGGCAUUAUCAAGAAGUUUUGUCCAAUGACUUCCAGUAUUUCACUGCUGCCAAGGAAGGCAGGCUGAUUUCCAAACCAAUAUCAACCAUCAUCCACCGCAACCCCAACUUAUGUGCACGGGACUGCCUAGCCCUCCCGGAGACCAAAUGCCUGAGUAUCAACUACAACUAUGGGGACUUCACCUGUGAACUGUUGGACGAGAUUGAGGGUCAUGGGGUCGAAGUUCACAAGUCUGGAUUCUUCUCCCACUAUGAGCGUCUCGGUGUGGGCCAUGCCGUCGAGUUUAGUCAUGAAUCGCUCCAACUUGUCCACAACAACCUCUACUACUUCAACAUAGAGCUCCUCAACUACGUUGGCUAUGAGAACAUCAUCUCAUCAGUCGGCAUCAUUGCGGACUUCACACCUCCUGCACCAGGGUUGAUCAUGAACGGGAUCAGGGAGGAAUUGGUGCAUGAACCAUGUGUAGAGUUCACUCCAGAGGAGUGGGAGAGACGAUGCAUUGAAGACACACCGCUGGACAACCAUCGUUAUAUCAUUGAUGGUCCUGGGUCUCUGACCGUAUUCAAUGGUAAUGAGGAACAUGUUGACAUGCUGUAUACAAGAAGUAAUACCUUCAUUGCAGCUAACUGGGAUGGUAUCCAUGAUAAUGAAACCGGUAUCCAUGGCUACACCUGGUCCAUUGGUAGUGGCAUCUGUGCCGAUGAUAUCAGCAGGCAUGUUGACCCUCAUGCUCACCUGUUUGACGAGUCGGAGUGGACCCACCAGGGACUCGUUGUCAACAUCCAUCUUCCAGAUGGUGCAUACUAUAUCUCGGUGCGUGCUCUCAACAAAGUGGAGUUUGGCGGUCCCAUGGCACUCACUGUGUGCCACAGCACCCCACUCAUUAUCGACAAGACUCCGCCCAUCAUUUACAGCGUCCACCACAUCACGUAUGACUCCACCACUGGCAGAAUUGGAAUGAGAGUCAAUGCAACUGAUCCUGAGUCCCAUUUACUUGAGUAUCAUCUGGCAGCAGGCAAGACCCGUAGAGAUAAAUCACUGCGGGACUGGGAGGCUCACGUGUUGGCUGAAGAGCUUUUCAUGGACUUCAAGAUACCGAAUGGUGUACCGUGCUGGGUGAAAGUCAGAGCAGUCAACAAUGUCGACCUACGGACUGUAGGCCAUGCUGACGAGCCCAUUCUUGUUGAUGAUUCCCCACCAAUUCCUGGAGACUUGUUUGAUGGGCCGUAUGCUGGACGAGAUCUCACAUUUACCAAAGACAGAAAUGAAAUUUGUGCCAACUGGCAUAAUUGGCAUGACCCCGAGUCUGGGAUCUCCUCAUAUCUGUGGGCAGUGGGAACCCAGCCUGGCCUUAGUAACGUGGUAAACUACAUCAAAGUGUCUCAUCGAGAGCACACUGCCUGCUCUGACUAUGUGACCCUGCAGCACGGAGAGAUGUAUUACUCCACACUCGUAGCCUUCCAUGGUGGAUAUGAUAAGCUCAAUGUGACAGCUUCAUCCAAUGGAGUGACUGUGGAUCUCACUCCACCGAUGCAAGGAAGUGUCUGGGACCACCCACUUGCAGGAACUACUGACCUAGACUUCUCCUCAAGGCCGGCCACUGUGGAAGCUCAGUGGCAUGGAUUCUCUGAUCCAGAGUCUGGUAUCAAAGACUAUCAAAUCACAGUCUAUCGCAGCUCCAAUGGCUCAACUGACUUUGAGGUCAUCCAUGAGGCAGAAUCAGUAAGUAUUGCUACAUCCUCCAUUGAGUGGCAUCACUUCCACCUCCAUCACAAGGACCAGGUUUAUGUCAACCUACGCACUGUCAACCAGGCUCUGAAUCACAUUGACACCCCUACCGAUGGCUUUAUUGUAGACCUGACCCCUCCAGUGCUGCAGGCCCUAGGAGAUGGGCUGGUGGUUGGAGAAGAUGCUGACUUCCAGUCCCAUUCAGAUAGUCUUGCUGUUCACUGGAACUACUUUGAUGACGAGUCUGGCAUUGAAUCGUUCCAGUUGGCCAUCUACGAGAUUCGACAUGGGAACAAACGCAAGAUCUUCCCUAUGGAUGCAAACCCCAGGAGCUUUGAGUUGAUCUCUGAUAUCGCAACUCGGUCCCAUGUCCAAAGUGGUCUGACGCUGCGUCCUGGAGCUCUCUAUGUGACACAAGUCAAAGCCAAGAAUCAAGCCAAGCUGGUUGCUUCUCAUGAAACCAGUGGCAUCAUGGUGGAUCCCAGCCCUCCUGUGAUGAGAUACAUCUACGGUGGAAACCUGGAUGGGGAGGCUGAAGAAAUCUUCAAUGGCUACUUGUACCAGAACAGUCGCUCCACAAUCCAGGCAUCCUGGCUGGCUGCAGAUGGUCAGAGUGGUAUCAAGAACUACUGGGUGGCAGUUGGAACAGCACCAUGUAUCCCUAACAUUUUGAGUGUUCAAGCAGUCAACAGUGUUGGGUCCAGGAGAACUGUGCACAGCACAGGUUUGACUGUGGAUAACACUCCACCUAGUGGUGGUCAGGUCCAGUGUCCUGCCUUCAUCCAUGCUGACAGCAUUCUCUUGUGUAGCUGGACUGGCUUCCUUGAUGCUGAGUCUGGUAUCGAUCACUACAGUUUUCUCAUUGGGACAGCCCAGGGCCUGAGUGAUGCAUAUCAGUCUGGUACCUUGCCUAGAUACCUCACUCGCUACAGUGUCAAAGAUAUGAAUUUGGUUCACAACCAAGUCUACUAUGCCACUGUGGAGGCUUUCAAUGCUAUCAACCAAAGCACUAUGGCAUUCUCUACCCCAAUCAAGAUUGAUGAUACUCCUCCAUUAUAUGGCCUGGUGGUGGAGCUGCCUGGAAUACACACCUUCAAUUUCAGUGAUCCGAUGAGUCUGCCAGAAUUGGACUGUACUAACCAAGAGGAAUGCUUACUCCUGGACGGCGAGUGUCUGGAAUCACUCACUCAGCUGCAGAUCCUGUGGCAGCCAUUCACUGACAAAGACACCCAGAUCACCAAGUAUGAGGUUGCCCUGGGCACCACACCUGGGGGUUCUCAGGUCAAACCCUUCUAUGAAGUGUCCAAGGAUCAGACAUCAGAGCUCAUCACUAACAUUGAUCUGAGUGAUAUCCGUAAAGUCUAUGCCACAGUUAGAGGCUACAAUGAAGCCGGUCUGACCAGCACUGCUGUGUCCAAUGGCAUCUUUGUCAGCCAGUUCAGUGCCGGCCAUCAACCACUCCGACCCUUCCAGGUCAAAGAUGGAGUCAGCGACAAUGAACUUGGUGACAUGGACUUCCAGACAUCACUGCAUGAGAUGAGUGCAGCGUGGGACUUCAGCGGGGACCCCUGUCCUAUCACGAAGUAUGAGUGGGCCAUUUAUAGAAUUGAUAACCAGGAGAUUCAGCCAUUCACCAGUGUUCAAGAGCAAACUUCAGACACCAACACAGAUGUUGAAAUGACAGAUGGUGAGACCUACUACAGCAUUGUGCGGGCUACCAACGCCCUUGGCCUGGCCAUCACUGUCCGAUCUGAUGGAAUCACUGUGAAGCGAGAACCCUUGAUACCUGGGCAGGUGUAUGAUGGCCUCCUGGUGGGCUUUGAUCUGACUUACCAGAAGGAGACGGAUACCAUUUCAGCAAGCUGGAAGGGGUUUGGACAGGGAAUGCCAGCAAAAGAAAACGUUCAACACACAGGAAAUGCUGAAGUCACCAGAGACCUCUUCUUAGAGCAAAGUGUUGAUUACUAUGAGGCAGCGGUCGGUACUGACCCUCACUACCCUAAGACCAGAGACAAUGUAGUGCCCUUCACCCACAUUGGCUUAAACACCACAGUCACCUUCACUAACCUGGACCUGACAGUACAAGACUCAACUUACUACGUGACAGUUAGGGCAUACAGUGUGAACUUUGCCACAGCUGAGGUGACAUCCACAGGGAUCAGUGUUGGGAUAGGCAGCACAGUCCAUGGAACUGAGGUAGAAGUGCCCAAGUAUGUGAACUCGGUCUCAGAGGUCCAAAUCAUGUGGGGAGAAUAUGAAUCCACACUCCCCAUCCUGUUCUACUACACCGGCCUGGGUGAACCCUCCCCGUCCUCCAUCCCACCUGAAGACAUGGACUGUCUGGAUAUGGUGUUGGGGACCAAGGAGGCCCAGGCAACCUUCAGCAAAAGGCAAAUGCGCUUUGUUGGCAAAGACACCUAUGUAGAUAUCAGAGGCCUGAAUCUGACCCAGGAAGGCUCCUACUAUGUGACUGUUGUAGGAGUGAAUGAAGGGGGACAGUGUAACUCCUCGACCAGUUAUUUCUCUGUUGAUGUCACGCCUCCUGUCGAAGGUCAAAUGCGUGUUGGACCUUUCUAUGACAUGCCUGUUGCAUACACCGACAGCACCGAUUCAGUCUCUGUUGCCUGGGAGGAUUACAGGGAUGAUGAGAGUGGAAUCAAAUCCUUCAACCUCCGCCUGAUGCAGGCUGCAUCGUGUGACAUCGGCGAUGACAACAACCUGACUCCGCUACCCAACCAACACUGGCUGGUACUCGGCCCAGACACCAGAGAUUUUACAUUUGUGGCCCUAAGCCUUGUGACAAACCAGCCCUACUUUGUUCAAAUGUCGGCUGUUAACCACGCUGGAGGCAGUAUCCAGUCCCAAUUCGGACCCAUCUUUGUCGACUCUUCAGAACCGACAGCUGGAAUGGUGGUUGAUGGAAUGGAUUUCAUGAUGGACGUAGUAAACAGCAAGGAUCGAAAUCAAGUUUCUGGAACAAUCCUUCAUUUGCCCAACCCAGUGGGUCCAUCUUGUCCAAUGAAGGACAUUCCCUUCACCGAUCCACAUUGGUCAGCGAUGGAUUUCAAAGGACUGUGGAAUAUGAAAAGAGACAAGUGGAACUUGGAAUACAAAAUGCAGCAGGUAUCUGCAUCCAAUGAGAGUUUGACACUUAAGAUGGAGCGGGACACAAGAGGGCCUCGCAUGCUCUCUGGGGCCUAUGUCACCAAUGCACAGAUUGUCAGGAGCUCUGAGUAUGAGUUUGAUCUGAAGGCAGCACCGCCUGACCUGCACAGCGUGACUAGCAUUCUAUUCUGGGAUGGCCCGGAUGGAACCAUUGGGGAUUUUGACUUUGGUGGACGGGAAAACUGGCAAGAAGGAAUCUGUCAGUGCUGCUAUCAACAACCCUUCAAUCAAUCCAUGUGCCCUCAAUGUGAUUGUCAGGACUUCUUAGGAAUACUUGAUUCAUCUGAAGACAACUCAAUGUAUGCAAGUACCACCAACAUGCCACCUGUGACCACAGCUAGUGAGUUCGCAUCCAGUGGCAUACAUGAACAGCCUGAAGUGACUAUUAGUGCCUCACUGACCACUUUGACCUCCAGACCAUGGGCCAUCCAUAGAAAAAAGGACGGCAGGGACAGGAUAUCCAACAAUGACAAUGCUGGAUGGAUUUCACAGAGAGCGUGCGGCUUCCAACUUUAUCCAAAUGGCAGUGCAUCUCAAGCUGUGCUGUGGUGCCGUUACUUCGAGGAUGGUCAGCGAAUGUCCUCUCAGCUUGUAGAUCUAGACUUUGAUCCGUCAGUAGAGGAGCGUCAUUACACAGUCAACUUGAGAGUCACACCAUUUGAUGCACAUGAGGAUGAAUGGUCCUUUGAAGUCCUCAUUGAUGGUAAGCUGCUGGCCUCACUGACUGGCAUACCAGUCAUGUCCUCAUCUACCAAGCUCAUUCUGCAUGUCUUCAAUCGAGACAGCUACAUUGCUGAUCUGCAAGACCCAUUCAAUCCUCCAGUUGUCACAGCAACACUCAGGAACUUCAAGAUGCCACCUGAGCAGAGUAAGCUGUGUCGUUAUGGGGCACCAUUCAGGGCUGGUACCAAUCCUGUCUCCCGUUACUUUGCCGGUGUUGGCUCAGAAGCAGGAGCUACUGAUAUCGUACCUUUCAAGGAGGUAACAUGGAUUUUUAACUAA